Messenger RNA from Pelobates cultripes (western spadefoot toad), 378 nucleotides. The record is from the annotation of a GenBank genome assembly. NCBI's taxonomy places the organism in Eukaryota, Metazoa, Chordata, Amphibia, Anura, Pelobatidae.
AUGCAUGGAGGUAAACAACAUGGAAAAUACGAUGUGGCCAAUUUCCCGAGCAAGGUACACAUAGUGGCAGAUAGGGCGCAGACACCCACACCCCACCAACAUAUUUUAUGUAAAUUUUCGCUACUAAUCCAAACUCCUGACAGGAAACCAUCGGAUAAACUAGUGCUGAACAAAGGGAGCUCGGUAAAAACAGAAAGCAGCCGCCCGCUGUUACGGUCUGCCCGUUUAAAAGACGACUUGCAUUUCACGCUCGUGUCUAAUGGCGGAUUAAAGGCGAACAAAGGACGGCCGCCAUCUUGUAGCUAUGACCGAGCACUUACAGGAGGAGGGAAGGUGAAGAGAAAAGGGGAGGAAAUCAUGAAGAGAUUCAGCCAGUAG